This is a messenger RNA of Hyaena hyaena (striped hyena), 3670 nucleotides long. RefSeq names its product solute carrier family 16 member 2 (gene SLC16A2). The transcript has 6 exons. Gene Ontology annotation, biological process: transmembrane transport. Gene Ontology annotation, molecular function: monocarboxylic acid transmembrane transporter activity; thyroid hormone transmembrane transporter activity. Bases 1 to 1323 code for a protein of 440 amino acids. Lineage: Eukaryota; Metazoa; Chordata; Mammalia; Carnivora; Hyaenidae. The record is from RefSeq and is a predicted model, not a curated record.
AUGCUUUUUGAUGAUGAUGAUGAAGAUGAAAAUGAAGAUUUGGAACAUGUUCAGAUGAGAGCUCUGAAAGUAAUUACAGAGCUAAAAAUUAAAGCUAAGGGAAGAAUUGUCUUUGUGCUUCUUUUCUCUGCAGCCUGGGUAGGAGCCCUCUCAAUGGGCAUGAUCUUCUUCUGUUCUCCCAUUGUGAGUAUAUUCACUGAUCGUUUGGGCUGCCGAAUCACAGCAACUGCAGGUGCUGCUGUCGCUUUCAUAGGCCUCCAUACCAGCUCCUUCACCAGCUCACUAAGCCUGCGUUAUUUCACCUAUGGGAUUCUCUUUGGUUGUGGCUGUUCCUUCGCCUUUCAGCCGUCUCUCGUCAUCCUGGGCCACUACUUCCAACGCCGCCUGGGUUUGGCCAAUGGUGUGGUGUCUGCUGGAAGUAGCAUCUUCUCCAUAUCCUUUCCUCUUCUCAUCAAAACACUGGGGGCUAAGAUCAAGCUCGCCCAAACCUUCCAGGUGCUGAGUACCUUCAUGUUUAUUCUUACCCUGCUUUCGCUCACCUACCGGCCACUCCUACCCAGUUCUCAGGACACCCCAAACAAGAGAGGUGUCCGCACCCUGUGCCAACGCAUUCUGGCUCAGCUUAGAAAGUACUUCAACAUGCGAGUGUUCCGCCAACGUACCUACCGCAUCUGGGCCUUUGGGAUUGCUGCUGCUGCCCUUGGCUACUUCGUUCCUUAUGUACACCUGAUGAAGUAUGUGGAGGAGGAGUUCUUGGAAAUCAAGCAGACCUGGGUGCUCUUGGUGUGUAUUGGGGCUACCUCAGGCCUUGGGCGUCUUGUGUCAGGCCGUGUCAGUGACUCCAUUCCUGGACUUAAGAAGAUCUACUUGCAGGUCAUCUCCUUCCUGCUCCUGGGCCUGAUGUCCAUGAUGAUUCCCCUGUGCCGGGGCUUCGGGGGCCUCAUCGUUGUCUGCCUCUUCCUGGGUCUGUGUGAUGGCUUCUUCAUCACCAUCAUGGCCCCCAUCGCAUUUGAGCUGGUGGGCCCAAUGCAGGCCUCACAGGCAAUUGGCUACCUCCUUGGCAUGAUGGCCCUGCCGAUGAUUGCUGGGCCCCCCAUUGCAGGCCUCCUCCGCAACUGUUUUGGGGACUACCAUGUGGCCUUCUACUUUGCUGGUGUGCCCCCAAUCAUUGGGGCUAUAAUCCUCUUCUUCGUCCCUCUGAUGCAUCAAAGGAUGUUCAAGAAAGAGCAAAGGGAUUCCAGCAAGGAUAAGAUGUUGGCCCCUGAUGCAGACCCUAAUGGGGAGCUGCUGCCGGGCUCCCCCAUCCCUGAGGAACCAAUCUAAUGUGUUUUCCUAGUCAUUGUGUGCUCCUCCUCAACCCUUUCCUUUCACUCCACCUGCUCAGCAUUUACAUUUUUGCCAUCAGCACAUUUGUUCUCAAACAUGCACACACAGCAGUUCAGACACCUGACCAUCCCGUUGGAGCCAAAGCUCCUGUUAAACUCAUUAACUAAAUGCUCCCUGUGAAUGCCUUUAAACUUGCCAGGGUCCUUCUCCCAGGAACUAGAAAAGCUUAGUAUCUCUCUGGUGUUUGGAACAUGUCCAUAUACUUUCUAACACUUGGAGAUAGUACCCCCUGGCCCCAGAUUGCUAGUCACCCACUAAAAGCAACUUCCAAAGGUGCUACUGUGUCCCUAGAAGCCUGGUGGGAAGAUCCAAGCCUCUGUGUGCUCAGAAUUUCCUUGCCAUCUGUCCUUGGAGCCUUUGGUAAGGAGGCAGAGAAAGGGAAGAGAGGUAAAAUCAGACAAGAGUCUUGCUUAGUCUCAGAGCCUCUGAGGGCUGUGGCUUCCCAAGAGCUGUGGGUGACAUCACUUUACAAGAGUACAAAUAGUUUCCCCAACAUAGAGUUGGUUAACAGUCUGCUUCCUUCUUCCCUUCAUUUCUUUCCUUUACUGCUUUUCCCUUCUCUUCCCCCUCUAUUUCUUUUUAAGACUAUCAUAGAUGCAUGGGUGUUUGACACUCUAGGAGGGACCUAGAGCUUGGGCCAAUCAGCUUCUCUUGGCCCAGCCCAUCCCUACCAAAUCAUCAAUUCCACUCAUCUCAGUCUGAGCCACAUCUUACUUUUUGGCUCAAGCUGCUAUAAUUAUAAUCUGGAAGAGUAGAAUAUCACAUAGGGAAGGGAUAUUAAACACCAUAAAGUUCCACUCACUGAUUUUUACAGAUUUCCCAGGCUAGUGUGCUAACUUGCAGGCACUCCUAGCUCCCCAUCCUUGUAGUCAUCUGUCAAAAUGUGAAGAAAUCCCUUUCAUCUCAGCAUGCAGAGGAGGACUGAUGAUGGGGAAGGGCUUGGUUGAGGGAGGGGCAAUAGUUAUUGACCUGGCAAAGGACCAACUCCUCCAUCCCUCAUUAUUCAUGAUAGGUUAAUAUUACCAGCUGGGGCAGGGCAGGAAAGGGACUGUUUUAGGGAAAAUUCCAUUCCUAACCUGGAUCCCCUACAGAUAAAGGCAGCAGCUGCAUAUAGUGUUGAACAAUUUCUUUUAGGAAGAGGGAACCAUUCUAGCCUUUACCACCCAAUGUGUCUCCCAUGCUGAGCAUCCUGAGCCAUUCUACUUAGCAGACAUUAAAGGUGCCAGGAAAGGUAGAGUCUGGACCAUCUUAAUCCCUCUGAAAUAGGUGCCAGAUAUUCCCCUAUGUUGCCAUUAUGUUGCCAUAAUCUGGAUUAUGGGCAACACUCUUGCUGAAGAGCAUUGCCAGCUAGGCUGUGUCCAAGCUAGCACAACCCACCUCCUUAGGAGCUCAGCUUCUCUCCUUUCUUGGUCUCUUUGUGUCCCUUUCUUCCUAUUAUGGGCCGCUGUCUGUUAUGCUCCUGUUACCCUAAUCUUUCAUCACCUUCUUUUCAGGCAUCCUAGGCCAUUACUUGGAACUAAUGGUGACUUGCCAUCCUAAGACAGGGACAUCCCAGGGCCAGAAGGACGAAGUUGCCUGUGAGGAGCUUCAAAGAAUACAGUGGUUCUCACCCAUAACAUUUUCUGUUACAAACAGGCAGCUGGGGCAUGGUUGGCUUCUCGUGGCCUCAUUCAAGGCCAAAGUCCUGCACCCCCUCCAUUGGUCCUAGUCCAGCUUUUAUCAACUCUCCAAAGGAAAAUCCACUGGCUCUUAUCACUGUGGAUAGGAAGGGGCCUAAUUACUAUCCUGUUGGCUCCAGCAGCAGUGAAACGGGGGAGCCAGGCCCCAGGAGCCUUGUAAUUGAACAUUGAAAAUGUUGGAGCAACAAAGGCCCUGCUCCCAUUCUUCCUGUCCCUUCCCCACCAAGUCACUGAAGGGCAGUUUUGCAGGGUCCCCUUUGUUGCUCAAGGUGAAGAUAGCUCUUAAAAAUCAGGCUGCCAACCACUUCUCUCCAGAUGAAGGAAAGACAUUCACAGGUCCCAAAUCUGCCCUAUCAGUUGUCACAUAACAUAGUGGGAUAUUAGUUUAUUUCUUCCACAUAUAUGCAUGUACAUGUGUGAGCUUGUGUGCUUUUGGAGAGAAUGUUGGUUGGUAAAAGCAGCUCAGUAUUAAUAUUUAGGGUAGGAUGCAGCCUCUAAUGCACCACAGUUAAGUCUAGGAAAACGAACAAAAUUUGGGAGCUUGAGAUCUGGGACAUUUAAAUCCUCAGAAGGUUUGGAACAAAAUAAACAGAUCUAAAAAUCUA